UAUCGAUAUCUUUUCUUUUUUAACCACUGAAUCUUAAUUCGGUAUUCCGAAUUCCCAAGAUAUCUUUUUUUUUUUACACUUUAAUUUCCAAAUAAGUUAUAUUUAAACCUUAUGUGUACAUAAUAGCUAUAAAAAUAUAGUGUUACAAUUCCCCAACAACUGUAAAAUAAAAGAUCAUGUCUUUAUACCCUGAAAACGUUGGUAUCUUGGCUGUAGAAUUAUAUUUUCCAAAAAGAUAUGUCGACCAAGCCGAACUUGAAAAACAUGAUGGAGUUUCGGCAGGAAAAUAUACCAUCGGAUUAGGACAAACUAAAAUGGGAUUUUGUGAUGAUCGAGAGGAUAUCAAUUCUAUUGCAUUAACAGUCGUUCACAAUCUUAUUGAAAAAUAUAAGAUCUCUUAUAAUGAUAUUGGUCGUAUUGAGGUUGGAACUGAAACCAUAAUUGAUAAAUCAAAAUCGGUAAAGUCUGUAUUAAUGCAACUUUUCAAAGAAUCUGGAAAUACUGAUAUUGAGGGAAUAGAUACCACAAACGCAUGUUAUGGUGGUACUUCUGCCCUUUUUAACGCGAUAAAUUGGAUAGAAUCAUCAUCAUGGGAUGGGCGAUAUGCUAUCGUUAUUGCUGGUGACAUUGCUGUCUAUGCAACAGGUCCAGCUCGCCCAACUGGUGGCGCCGGAUGUGUUGCUUUGCUUAUUGGCAAAGAUGCUCCAAUCGUCUUUGAUCGUGGUCUUCGAGGAACUCAUAUGGAACAUGCUUGGGAUUUCUAUAAACCUGAUUUGUCAUCAGAAUUCCCAGAGGUUGAUGGUCAGCUUAGCAAUGAAUGUUAUCUUAAAUCAUUAGAUAAAUGUUAUGAUCGCUAUAUGACGAAACUUACUACAAAAGAGAAAGUUGAAACCCCCACAAUAAAAUUAUUUGACUAUGUACUCUUUCAUGCUCCUUAUUGUAAGCUUGUACAAAAGUCAUAUGCACGGUUAUAUUAUAAUGAUUUCAAACGUAAUCCUGAUAAUUCCAUUUUCGCAUCUGUUCAACAAUUCAAAGAUAUGAGUGCAGAAGAAUCUUUUCGUUCAAAAGAUCUUGAAAAAGCCUUUAUUACACUUUCAAAAUCGGAUUAUAAUAAAAGAGUCAUACCAACCCUUUUAGCUGCAACUCAAAUUGGAAAUAUGUAUUGUGCUUCAUUAUAUGGAUCACUUGCAUCAUUGUUGUCCAAUGUUCCAUCCGAUGAACUAAUUGGAAAACGCGUAGGAAUGUUUUCAUAUGGAUCGGGACUUUCAUCAUCAUUUUUUUCAUUUCAAAUUAAAAAAUCCAUUGCAGACAUUAGUAAAGUAUUAGAUGUACCAAAUCGGCUUAAAUCUAGAUUAGAGUUAACACCAAAACAAUUUAGUGAAGUAAUGAGAUUAAGAGAAGAAACUCAUGGAAAAAAAGGUUAUAAACCUGUAGGAGAUGACUCUUUAGUAAAAGAUGCAUUUUUUUCGGGAACUUAUUAUUUGGAAGAAAUAGAUUCUAAAUGGAGACGUUCUUAUAAGCGUACAACAUAAAUAAUAAUUUAAUUAUUUAGUUAUUUUUGUAAAUUUUUGGAUCGGUUUAUUGGUUUUUUUCUUUUCAUUAAUCUGUUUAGUUGUAAUUUAUGUUUUUCUGUAUGAUUUUUUGUUUGCAUGCAAGCCAUUCCAAAUAAAUAUUGAUAGAUCCGAAAGAUCACCGAUCAAAUACCUUUAAUG
This is a messenger RNA of Rhizophagus irregularis DAOM 181602=DAOM 197198, 1712 nucleotides long. RefSeq lists its product as uncharacterized. Gene Ontology annotation, molecular function: hydroxymethylglutaryl-CoA synthase activity. Gene Ontology annotation, biological process: ergosterol biosynthetic process; acetyl-CoA metabolic process. Lineage: Eukaryota; Fungi; Glomeromycota; Glomeromycetes; Glomerales; Glomeraceae. The record is from RefSeq and is a predicted model, not a curated record.